Candidula unifasciata is the source of this 1935-nucleotide messenger RNA. The record is from the annotation of a GenBank genome assembly. NCBI's taxonomy places the organism in Eukaryota, Metazoa, Mollusca, Gastropoda, Stylommatophora, Geomitridae.
AAACUAGCUUCUGGUCAUGGUGCCAGCUUGAGGACAGCCUCUAGAAGUAGUCAUAAUUCUCACACUAAAUCUAAUCUAGGUCUUCCAAAUCAUCGUCUUGAAGGCUGCACAGACAGCAGUAAUGGAUUCUUGACUUCCCUUUCAGAUAUAGACCCACUUGUAUCGUCUCCAAGGAGGGUAUCCAAUGAAUCUUCACCUCGCCACAGAAAUGCUGGACACAGAGGGCGAGGGAACUCACCCUUGCGUGCAAUCCAGCAUCAGCAGCUGCACAACAGACACACUGACUGGUCCUAUGGGGAAGACCCCAGUAUGGAAUUUGAUCCAUCUCUGGAAGUGUCAGAGUCAAUACGUAGCUUCAACUCUAGCGCUGAAGAAAUUGACUGGGACUGUGAGGAGGAUAACCGAGACCGGAUGUCUUCUGUGCCGCAGUUCCAGCAUUCACUCUCAGACCUACAGUUCAAGCAGUCAUUGCUGCAGCGAAUACACGAAUGGUCCACUUUUGCUGAGGAAUAUAACAAAUCUAGGUCACCGACUCCUGACUGCUACCCGGUGAGAUUUGUUCGCAGGAGUCGUAGCCUUGACCGCCAUAUCGGAGACCCAUCCCUUAUUCUGGUCAGCGACCCGGCAGACACUAAACCGGUAGAGAUUGAACCGACGGUUGAGAGGAACCUGGAAACACUAGAAUAUGAGCUGCAUGACAUACAGGGAGAGUUUGAGUCUAUCACUUCCAAGCUUCAUGAGCUCAUUGAGCAAGGCAAGGGGGACUCCAGCAACACUGCAGCCCCAGCGUCUUCCAAACAGCUGAACUCGCCUGUGGUGAGAGGACAGCGUGCUGCAAGUGCCCCUAGAACAAUUGAAGACAAACAACUGAGGAAGAUGAGAACUCAAUGGGAUCAUGUCCCUAGUUCUGCCUGCUCCGACUCCAGCCGAAGCUCCCGGGCAAGCAGUGUGGAGUAUGCCUGGGACUUGGGAGACUAUAAACAUAAUCAUUCAACCGCUGUUACUGGAGACAGACCACAAGUCAGUAGUCGAUCCGAAGGGAUAGAUCCAGAACAUCCAGCAAGUAGAGGAAUGCAAGUGGAUGAUACUUCCAGCUACUCCUCACACGGGGCAGAAGCCAUCAACAUUGGCCCGCCUGUGGACAUAUCAGCCUAUGCAGAGCAAGAGUGGAAGGGAGACACCGACAAGGCCAGGGCUAUCAGAGAGGGCUACAACAGAGUACCAAAGUUGGUUUCAUGCCAUCGAAUUUGUGUCAUCAGGGGGGAUAACUACUGUGGCUUGCGCAGCGUCCUCUUCCAGGUGCUGGUCAAUGGGUUGAGAGUCAACCAAGGCUGGUCGGGCAUUAUCCGCAUCAUGGACAGUCUUCAUGAUCUCUACAGCGACCCGGAUGUUGGUCUCUCAGAGUGGACGUUUGCUAACAGGCUGCCUAGUCACAGUAAGGACAAACUGACCUCACUGUCCAAGUGUGCCCUCUCACUCUAUGCAACAAUUGAAGAAGUGUGCAAUCUUCCUUCAAGAGAAGAAAGAGAGCACCGCACCAUUGGCCUCUUUAACACCAACACCACGUUUGAUGUGGAGCUCAUGGAGGGGCUCAAAAUUAUGAUGCUGCUGACCUUGAAGGAUCUGAAGAGCCAGGUGGAAGAUGGCGAAGAUGUCCCACUGUUUGGUCACCUGCUGUUUGCACGGGACACCUCAGAAUCUGUGUCUGCUUUCUUGAAGAACCACCUCAACAGUGUCGGUGAUACAGGAGGUUUGGAACAGGUGGAGAUGUGUUUGCUGGGCUACACCCUGGGUGUCAGGAUCCGUGUGCUGCGCUUGGCCCAGUCUGGACAUGAGGACUUUCAGUCUGUGUUCCCUGAUGACGUCUCUGCUGACUGGCCGUACGUGGACUUGCUCGUAGAGGAUGACCGGCAUUAUAAUGUUCCGCUGCCCUGA